Hemiscyllium ocellatum (epaulette shark) is the source of this 2184-nucleotide messenger RNA. Its product is annotated as C-C chemokine receptor type 9-like. Gene Ontology annotation, biological process: immune response; chemotaxis; G protein-coupled receptor signaling pathway. The transcript has 2 exons. NCBI's taxonomy places the organism in Eukaryota, Metazoa, Chordata, Chondrichthyes, Orectolobiformes, Hemiscylliidae. Gene Ontology annotation, cellular component: membrane. Bases 132 to 1223 code for a protein of 363 amino acids. Gene Ontology annotation, molecular function: chemokine receptor activity. The record is from RefSeq and is a predicted model, not a curated record.
UUCAAACGAAAGAGCUGAAGCUAGAUCCGAAGGAGCCGUUCCGCUGAAAGUGGCAGUGAUCGGCAAAGUGUGCUGCAGAAGGUCCAGUUCAUCAGCAGCAGCACGGUCUGAAGGAGAAAAGAACACCAGAUAUGGCUUCAACAACUGCAGGUGGCAGCUAUGAAGACUUUCCCUCUGCAUCAAUUCCUGACUACAGCCAAGCAUAUGACUAUGACGAUGAAUCAAGUGGACUGUGCAGGAAAUCAGAUGUUAGACAGUUUGCCCAGCAUUUCACACCACCUUUCUACACCAUUGUGUUCCUGUUAGGUUUUGUAGGGAAUAUUCUGGUAGUGGUGAUAUAUGCUUUCUACAAGAGAUUGAGAAACAUGACAGAUGUCUACCUUCUGAACCUGGCCAUCGCUGACCUCCUUUUCCUCUGCACUCUACCAUUCUGGGCCCUAGAUGCAAAAUUCGGAUGGAUCUUUGGAAACAUCCUGUGCAAAACUGUCAGGGGCUUCUACAAAAUAAACUUCUUCAGUUGCAUGCUGUUGCUGACUUGCAUCAGCAUCGAUCGCUACAUCGCCAUUGUAAAAGCAAUAAAGGCACGCGUCUCAAAGCAGAAAAUAUUUCUUCACAGCAAACUAAUCUCUCUAGUAGUCUGGGUGACUGCAAUAUUGUUGUCGCUCCCCGAUUUUCAUUACAGUUCGAAAAAUGAGAGCCAACAGAGCUGCUCAACAGACUAUCCCGGGAGCAUCCUGAAAGUAGCAGGGCUGGCAAUGCAGGUAACUGUUGGGUUCUUCCUGCCUUUUGCUGUCAUGCUGUUCUGCUACUCCACGAUCAUUUGGAAACUGCUCCAGGCCAAGAGCUUUCAAAAGCACCGAGCUAUAAAGUUGAUAGGGACAGUGGUGAGUGUUUUUGUCCUUUCACAAUUACCGUACAACAGCAUGAUGAUAAUGAAAGCCAUGGACGCUGCCAACAUGACAAUCACCGAUUGCGGCAUGCUUAAGAAUGUGGACAUUGCCACCCAGAUCACAAAAAGCAUAGCCUUCCUGCACUCCUGUCUGAACCCAUUCCUCUAUGCAUUUCUCGGCGUUAGAUUCCGACAAGAUUUGUUGAGAAUUAUGAAAGAUAUAGGCUGUAUGGGCCAACGGCAUUUCAGGGGAGCUAGCAGACCACAACAGACGAUAUGGAAACGCAGCUCUGUUCAUUCAGAAACAGACACAACAGGGACAUUGUCCUUGUAAACACCAUUCACAGAACAUGAAGAAGCUGCAAGUCAGGAGCACAAAUAUUUCCAGAAUUCACUUUUUUUGUUGAAUCAAAACAUCUGCACCUGAAAAGCCAGAACAGCUGAAGAGUAUUGCUUUAAUUUUUUUUUCUAACGUGACUCAAUGUUCACCAAUUAGAUCUGGGCACGCAGUUUUCAGAGAGACAACUAGAGUGGGACGGGGAAAAUCAUUAUUCUUGUUAAAGUCUCAAUCAAACCUCAAACCUUGGAACUCAUUUGUUGAAAGAAACCAUUCAGGGGUGUGGUGACAACUUGCUUCAGGACUGAAUCAGCAGAACCGUAAACAGAAAAGAAACUGGUUGGCACUUGCAAUUCCCCCAUUAUGACGAGUCCCCCAUUAUGACUAUCAGCAAAAUACACACAAAGUGAUUUCACAGGAUAAAUUCGUGGCCGGGGAGCUGAACGCUCACAUAAGCUCCUCUUGGCUAGCGACGGGGGAAAAGUUAAAAGUCGACUAUUAUUUAAAAUAAGAAAAAUCAGAGUAAUGUGGCCAUUACUUGUGCAUUGAAAUUUACCAAUUAUUAAUUGCGAGUUUUAGGUUUUUUUAGCAUUAAAUGCAUGAAUAGGAAGUUAGAUUUUGAACUAUUUUAAUACUUUAAACUUUCCGCAUACAUGCCAGUGAUUUGUAGCAAUCUUUGUCCACUGGCGGAAAGGAAGCUAUUUUUAAACGUCUUAUUUGGUGAUACAUACUGUGACUUUUAAAAAUGCAUUGUAUAUGUAAUAUUGAAUCUGGUGUCAGAACAUGGGUCAGAUGUGUGUAGACAGGUACAGUAAGGAAUUGAAGGUAAGAGGAAAUUUCAUCAGUAUAAGCUUGCAUACCAUCGGCAUUUUGCUCGUUUGACCAUCUCAUUCUGGUUUUAAAUGAAUUUUGUUUUUAAUGAUGUUUUCUUCAAUACUUUGUAAGAAUUCCAAGUAAU